CCGGACAGUCUGUCAACCUUCAGAUGCUGCUGCUUGUGGAUCAACGUCGAGAAACAGAGCACUUCCGUGACGUCGCUCAUCAGUUGCACGUGAGGGCGGGAAAUUCCCCCCGGAGUCACCCUGUAAACAAACCAGGAAACAAACUGAAAACACGAGACUUCCAUAAUAAUUGGUUACAGACUGACUGAGAGGAGGUGCUGACAGAGGAGGUGCAGAAUAAUAGAGGAGGUGCAGACUGACAGAAGAGGAAGAGCAGACUGUCAGAGGAGGUGCAUACAGAGGAGGAGCAUGCAUCGGUAACACAGGAGAAAGUUGGAGUGCAAUACGUUUCUGCAAACUGAUCUGACCCCUUUAAGGACUCUGGGAUAGAGGAGAUCUGAGUCUGCAGGUGGUGUUAAUGGACCAAAUCACUGUGAUCGAAUUUUUUGUUGUUUUAAUUACUUUGUGAUUAGUGCUUUUGGAUCCAUGAAACCAUUACAUGUCUGGUUCCAUUUUUUAACUCAACUUCUGUAACUUGGCUGCUUGGAUGGACUGCCCUCCAGCAUGAAGUAGACACAUUACAUUUUAUUUCUCAAUUGAAGCAUCACCACCGGGUUUAGACCAGGCCUGUAACCAUUCUGGAGCUCUUCAGAAUGUUUCCCAUGUCUCUCCUGCUCGCAGCGCUUGGCCUUUUUGUGCAUCUGGAAACUUUUACGCACGGCUGCCAGCUCCCCUCCGAGUGGCGGCCGCUGAGCGAGGGCUGCCGGGCUGAGCUGGCGGAGAUCAUCGUGUACGCCCGGGUCCUGGCGAUCCACCGGGAGCCCCUGGGCGGCGGGGCGGGCAGCCUGUACAACUCGCUGCCCUUCGGCUUUGGGGAUGGGUACGAGAGCGCGGAGGAAGGGCUGCUGUACUCCGCGGAGGUGGAGAUGCUGUGCGAUCAGGCCUGGGGCAGCAUGCUGGAGGUGCCCUCUGGAUCCAGGCUCAACCUUACCGGACUGGGAUAUUUGUCGUGCCAGUCCCACACCGUGAUGGAGAACAACUCCUACUUUUUCUUUCUCAGGAUGGAUGAGAACUACAACAUCCUCCCCCAUGGUGUCAACUUCCAGGACGCCAUCUUCCCAGACACAUCCGACAACAGACGCAUGUUCUCCAGCCUCUUCCAGUUCUCCAACUGCACCCAAGGGAGCCAGCCUUUCCACACCUUCAGCCCUGAGUGGGAAAACCAGGAGGACAGCAGGCUGCUGUGCUCCUCAGUGCAGGCCGCACUCUUCGAGGAGGAGGAGCGAGGCCGCAAGAUGCAGGAGCGCCUGGAAGUGGCGGAGAGGAGGAACCGGCAGCUGAAAGAGCGCGUUCGGAAGGUGAAGCGCUCCCUGAGGAACGCCCGCAAGGCGACACGCAAGGCCGAGCAGGAGGCAAAGGAGCUGAAGGGGAGGAUGAAGGGUGCGGAGUGGAGGGUGGGGCAUCACCUCAACUCCAUCACACCGGAGGAGCCUAGACCUGGGCGAUAUGCAAGCACGACGAUACGUAAGAGAAUGAAACUUUAGUUGUUUUGACCUGACUCUUACUGCCAGCCACCUGGACUGAAAAAUGGCCGUAGAGGACCAGAGACUGCUGGGCGGUCUCUGUGUGAGAGGCAAAGAAAUAGAAACUGUCACAAAGAAAGUAAUAAUGUAGGUAGAAUUUUUGUAAAGAAACGUUUUCUUAUCUCUAUUGGUUCCCUUGUUGCUAUUAUACAAAAGUGAUGUUCAUUCCUGGCUAUCACAUGUUUCCCUGGAAGAGAAUAAUUAUUUUUUUCCGUGAUUACUCUUGCAGGUGGAGCAUUACUGAUGCUCUGCUGGAUUGUACAAUUGGACACACUAGCCGCUCUGUGCUUGCUCAGGCCGUGAUCACAAACACAAAAUAAAGCUGAGCAGCCUGGUCUCCGAAAAGAGACAGUGUUGAGCUUUGAUAGUUACAGCAGGAGAUGUUUCCAUAGCUAAAUAAAAAAUCAUUUCAUCAUUCAUUUUAUGGGGUUUGAUGGAGUCAACCUGUGAAAAUAUGUCUAUACUAUGUGUAACAAGUCUUACAAAUAACCCAAGUGAUAUCUUUGGGGUUAUCUUGGUCUGGAUUUGGAAAUACUUAAUAUAGAUACUUAAUAAUACUUAAUAAAAUGUUACACAUUGAUGCAGCUUUUUGAAACAUAUGUAAGACAAUUUGCAACACCUGGUGAACCAAUGUUAAGCAACAUUACUUUUGAAUGAUUAAUCAACUUUCCCUGACCUACUGUGAUCAGAAAUGUAUGAAACUAGGAACAUUCAUUUAUUAUUAUUCAAGUUUGAAACAUGAGCUUGUAUAUGGAUAUUUUUGUAUGUAUGUUUUUUGGAUAAAUAUUG
Molecule: messenger RNA, 2351 nt
Organism: Notothenia coriiceps (black rockcod)
Lineage: Eukaryota; Metazoa; Chordata; Actinopteri; Perciformes; Nototheniidae
Gene: ccdc3a
Product: coiled-coil domain containing 3a
Exons: 5
Coding region: 633-1523 (296 amino acids)
Biological process (GO): negative regulation of gene expression
Cellular component (GO): extracellular region
Source: RefSeq, a predicted model, not a curated record